GCUCCUCAGACUGGUGUAGCAUCAAGUUCUCCAAGGUGUGAGCGGUAUGCGACAGACAGACACGGUUUCAACCUGCAAGCCUCUUGUCGCUUCUAGAUUGGUCUACAAGCCUCGUAAGCCUCGUAUUUCUGCAGACCCCCACGACCCCUACCCCGCACCAUCACAAAGAACAGCCUCAGGGUCAGGGUCAGGGUUAACCGUACAGCGAGGAAUUAACAAAGCAACACAUCGAUUGCGUCGGAGUCGCGACUGAUUUCGAGACUUUGAAGGAUAUAGAGGGUUUCUAUGAUAUAUUGAAAAUCGUGUACAGACUUACAGCACGAGAGCUCAGUGCAUAGACGAGAUAGACAAGAAAACAACGCCGAGGGCCUCGGCUCAUCAAACAGCAUGUCAAUAGCAUACUUCAAUCAGCCAUCUUCCUCCCAGAGACUACUCAAUCAAACACCAAAAUGUCGUCCACAGAAGUCCCCAACGACAUCAUCCUCUUCCACUACCCCUUUUCUCCCUUCGCAAAGAGAAUAGUCUGGUAUCUCAAACUCCGCAACAUCCCCUACGCCGAAUGCAUCCAACCCCUCACCCUCCCACGCCCCGACCUCGCCGAACUGGGCAUCAACUACCGCCGCAUCCCCCUCCUCUCCAUCGGCCGCGACAUCUACUACGACACCCGUCUAAUCCUAGCCCGACUGGAAAAAAGCUUCCCAGCUACUCCCUCAUAUCCAGCUCUAUCGGCGCCCCAAAACAAAGGCUUGGAAGCUCUGCUUGAGAAGUUUACCGUUGAUGCUGGAAUCUUUUCAAAGGCGGCGCAGUCGCUGCCGCCGGAUUUGCCGGUCAUGAAAGACGAGAAGUUUUUGAAGGACAGAGAGGAUUUUACGGGUACUUCUUGGACGCAGGCGGAUCGUGUAAAGGGUUAUCCCGAAGCAUUGGCACAUAUCAAGCACGCGUUUGAUAUCCUCGAAGCUUUGCUAGCCGACGGGAGACAGUGGAUCGGAGGCACGGAAAAAGUCAGUCUGGCAGACAUCCACGCCGUGUGGCCUUUCAAUUGGAUCGCAGAUAUGCUACCCAAGCAAGCCUUCCCCAAAGACCAACACCCAAACACUUGGGCAUGGCUAAAUCGUUUCAAGAAAACAGCCAAGGAAGCAGAAAAGUCGGGGAAAAAGACGGUGUCGUUGGACGGUCAGGCCGCAAUCAAACACAUCAUGGCUGCAUCUUAUCACGAUCAACAAACCGGUGUGGACGCCCAAGAUCCCGUCAAACUCGAAGAAGGCGAUCUUGUCUCACUCUGGCCCACGGAUAGCGGCUUCCGACACAAGGAUCAAGGUCGCCUUGUCAAGCUAACCAAAGAUGAAGUGGUACUUGCCAUACAGACCAGAACUGGCGGUAAAGAAAUCAGAGUUCAUGCGCCGAGAUGGGGCUUCAGGGUUGUCAAAGCAAAGGCGCAACUGUAG
This is a messenger RNA of Aureobasidium pullulans EXF-150, 1445 nucleotides long. RefSeq lists its product as uncharacterized. Lineage: Eukaryota; Fungi; Ascomycota; Dothideomycetes; Dothideales; Saccotheciaceae. Bases 450 to 1445 code for a protein of 331 amino acids. The record is from RefSeq and is a predicted model, not a curated record. The transcript is spliced from 2 exons. Gene Ontology annotation, cellular component: cytoplasm.